This is a messenger RNA of Anopheles stephensi (Asian malaria mosquito), 1414 nucleotides long. Its product is annotated as gelsolin-like. The coding region runs from base 173 to 1342 and encodes 389 amino acids. Gene Ontology annotation, biological process: actin polymerization or depolymerization; barbed-end actin filament capping; actin filament severing. NCBI's taxonomy places the organism in Eukaryota, Metazoa, Arthropoda, Insecta, Diptera, Culicidae. Gene Ontology annotation, cellular component: actin cytoskeleton; cytoplasm. The record is from RefSeq and is a predicted model, not a curated record. The transcript has 3 exons. Gene Ontology annotation, molecular function: actin filament binding; phosphatidylinositol-4,5-bisphosphate binding.
UCCCUCUACGAUCGCUUCUCAUGAAACUGUACGCACUUGAAGUUGGUUGUAUUUGUUACGGCAAGCAAUAUUCGAAAGCCUACGAAUAUAAAUGAUCAUCGGACCCGUUGCGGCAUAACGUUCAUGGAUUUAGUUCGGUGAAGUUGACCACACAAGACCACUGUUGCACAGAAUGAACCGUUUGAUCGGGUGCGCGCUGCUGCUGUCCGCGGUUUCCAUCGCCCUCAUCCACGGUGGAACCGUACCGAGCGGUCCGGGCAGGAAGCUUAACAUUCCCGCCUUCAACAAUGCAGGCAAAACGGUUGGCCUGGAGGUUUGGCGCGUGGAGAACUUUCAACCCGUAGUCAUCCCGAAGGCCGAGCAUGGAAAGUUCUACACCGGUGAUUCGUACAUCGUGAUGAACACUAAGGAGGACAAGAAUAAGGUCAAAUCGCACGACAUCCACUUUUGGCUCGGCACGAAAACUACCCAGGAUGAGGCAGGGUCGGCCGCGAUCCUUUCCGUCCAGCUGGACGAUCUGCUGGGUGGCGUACCGGUGCAACACCGGGAAGUCGAGGGCACGGAAUCGGAUCUCUUCCUGGGCUACUUCAAGGGUGGUGUGCGAUACCUGGAGGGUGGCGUGGCCAGCGGUUUCAAGCACGUCACCACCAACGAUCCGGGCGCAAAGCGACUCUUCCACAUCAAGGGCUCGAAAAACAUCCGCGUGCGUCAGGUCGAGCUUGCGGUGUCGGCCAUGAACAAGGGUGACUGCUUCAUACUGGAUGCGGGUCGCGAGAUCUACGUGUACGUUGGACCGCAUGCAGGGCGCGUCGAGAAGCUGAAAGCUAUCAACUUCGCCAACGAUCUGCGCGAUCAGGACCAUGCCGGACGGUCGAAGGUACACAUUGUGGACGAGUUUUCCACCCUGACCGAUCAGGAGAACUUCUUCACGAUCCUGGGCUCCGGAUCGCCGUCCCUGGUGCCGGAUCAAUCGACAGCUGCGGCUGAUGCUGCGUUCGAGAAAACGGAUGCCGCACGCGUGCAGCUGUACCGUGUGACGGACGCGAAGGGCAAGCUUGCCGUGGAACCGAUCACCGAGCGACCGCUGAAGCAGGAAUUCCUCAAGCAGGAGGACUCCUUCAUUCUCGACACGGGCAGUGGUCUGUACGUGUGGAUCGGCAAGGGAGCUACUCAGCAAGAGAAGACCCAAGCUUUAGCGAAAGCGCAGGAGUUUAUCGGCUCGAAGAAGUAUCCGGCCUGGACUCCGGUCGAACGGUUGGUGCAGAAUGCUGAAACCGCUCCAUUCAAGCACUUCUUCCAGACCUGGCGCAUUGCUGGAUCGAACCAGUCGCGUUUGGUGUAAACUUUGCAUUCGAUGUUACGUAGCAGCUGAGAUUGUUUUAGAGCAAUAAAUGAGAUUAUGUAUAAAACAUUA